AUGCCCGAGAAGGCUGAGAAAGACAGGCGUCGGCUGUCUGUACGCAAGACGAGCCUUAACAGCACGUCGCCGGAGAAGGCGACGAGCCGACCUAACCUCCGCCGCGGCUCGACGAUGACGCGCCUGCCGUCACCGAAAAAGUCGCCCAAGAAGCAAGCGCCGACAGCGACGGUCGAGGAGCUCGAGAGUCGCGAAGAAGUCAUCAACAUGAUUCAUAUUCUCGAGACCGACACUGGCGAGGCGGCUCAGAAGCGUCAAAUUCUCAAACUCUUUGAAUGGUUCAAGGCCCAGUACGCCAUGCUCAGCGGCCAGCUCCGUGAGAGUUUGGCGCGCGAACAGCAGCUCAUUGUCAAGUGCCGCGAGCUCAAGUUUGAUGUGAUGCUCAACGUCGUCAAGCUCCAGACCAAACUGCAAGUCAAGGACACCCAAACCGAAGGCCUUGGCUUCUUUAAAGAGGAGUGCGAGCGCUCGUGGCACUCGAUUCACAUGGCCCAGGAGCGCGAGCAAGAGGCGCUCGCCAUCAUUAAUGACCUCCGCAACGAGAUAACUCAGCUCGAAAGUCAAGUCAAAGAGCUCCAGCGCCGGCCGUUGCUCGCCGAGCCACGCCGGGCGUCAAUAACGCAGUCGGCGUCCUUGGCCCAGCUACGGACUCCGAAAGCAGCACCGGAAGCCGACCCAAUCACAACAUUUCACGAAUGGAAAGCCGCCAACCGCGUAUGGAGCCCACCAAAGAGCCACGAUCGAUCGUCGGCACUCUACUGGGGCAACUACACGGACGAUAGAGGCAGCCCGACGUCGGGUGCGACCACACCCAUGGAGCGUGCCAUGACGGCAGCAUCGCCCACGAAGCGCCCCCAGUGGUGUCGACACCUACCCCGCGUCUAGCAUCCAGUGCCAGUCUAUCAAUCGUAUUGACGUUCGAACGGUA
Messenger RNA from Saprolegnia parasitica CBS 223.65, 928 nucleotides. RefSeq lists its product as hypothetical. NCBI's taxonomy places the organism in Eukaryota, Oomycota, Saprolegniomycetes, Saprolegniales, Saprolegniaceae. The coding region runs from base 1 to 885 and encodes 294 amino acids. The transcript is spliced from 5 exons. The record is from RefSeq and is a predicted model, not a curated record.